Messenger RNA from Daldinia caldariorum, 645 nucleotides. RefSeq lists its product as uncharacterized. NCBI's taxonomy places the organism in Eukaryota, Fungi, Ascomycota, Sordariomycetes, Xylariales, Hypoxylaceae. The record is from RefSeq and is a predicted model, not a curated record. The transcript has 5 exons. The coding region runs from base 1 to 645 and encodes 214 amino acids.
AUGGCCCAGCAGGGGAGUAACGUCCGUCUCAAUAUCGCACGUAUGAGACUUGCCUAUUGGAGGGUGAUGAUGAUCACACACGUCAGUCUCUGGGCUGGUCUCCGAACUUGCUCCCAGAGAGAUUAUGACCUCAUCCACAGCUGUUCUGUCGACUUCGUCGGAUAUGACAAUACAAGCUUCCUCAUGAAGAUCGUUCAUCAACUUCACCCGGAUAGCCUCACACCGACAACCUAUUGGACGAGACGCUGUGACCUCGCUUGCAGACAAAUGGUUCUCGGUAAUGGAGCACAGUCCCCAGGAGUAUUCACGGCGAUCCGUAUCCCCGAAGAGUGCCCAGGUGUGUCAAGCGGCACCACAGGCUUCCUGUGGUCUAUCCCGAGCAAGAUGAAGUUCAUCGAAGGGCCGUCAAAUGCCAUCAUCAUCCACGAUUGCACCGCUAGUCCAGAGGGCACACUCCAGCUUAUACCCCACAUCGCCAGCCGCAAAUGGGACAUUCUUCUCUUGGAGGAGACCGAGCCCUACGAGUAUCCGUGGUUGGUCACCGCCAUACAUGAUUCGGGCUCAUUCGCCGACUUGCGGCAUGAUCCGACCGACCCCCGACAACAAAGAGCACUCGAGUCCCUCGAACGCGGCGGAAGGCCUUGA